AUGCCGACCGGGGGCUGGUCCGGCCACCCCAGGGGUCCGCUGCGUGCCAAAACGACGCGCUCGGCCGAAACGGCGCGCUCGGCCUUCGUGUUCCUGCACUUCUGCGGACUGGGUCAGGCCGGCGAGCGGGCGAAGGUGGGGCUGAUGCGCUGGGCGGCCAGGGCCUUCGGCCUCCAAACCAACAGCUCUUGCCAGGAGAUGCAGGCGGAUGCCGAAAACCGCCCCAGGCGCCACCGCUGCGAGGUGUGGGUGCCACGAGAGCCUACUCCUCUGCCGGAGCAGUGCCGAUGCUCCGGCGCCUGGCGCGCCGUUCUGGCAUCGACCCGCCAGGAGUCCAAUGCCACGAAUCGAGGCACGCCUUGCCGCUGGAAGGGUCGACUGCCGGGCGGGUGUGCGGCCGGGCGGGCCUUUUUCUUCGCCAGCUGUGCCAGGCAGCGUAUGGAGUUUGACAACCAAGAAGCCUCGGUAAUGCUGGAGCGCGCUCUGGACUCAGUGCUUGCCAGCGCCGAUUGCCCGGCGCCGGCCGGCAGCACUGCCUCCGCCUGGCCGCUGGAUGUGGCCCAAGUGCUCGAGAACCUGCGGGCCUUGAAGCGACAGACCCUUUGCGGAAGCUUCUGCCCGAAGCUGCAGUGGAGCUUUGAGGGAGGCGUGUUCCACACACUGCUGGACCCAGCAUUGAAGGGCGUCACUGUCAAGGCGUCUUGA
Effrenium voratum is the source of this 705-nucleotide messenger RNA. NCBI's taxonomy places the organism in Eukaryota, Dinophyceae, Suessiales, Symbiodiniaceae. The record is from the annotation of a GenBank genome assembly.